Messenger RNA from Dromaius novaehollandiae (emu), 3009 nucleotides. It is a transcript of the gene BBS7, whose product is annotated as Bardet-Biedl syndrome 7. Gene Ontology annotation, cellular component: axoneme; membrane; neuron projection. Gene Ontology annotation, molecular function: protein binding. Gene Ontology annotation, biological process: non-motile cilium assembly; intracellular transport; intracellular protein localization. The coding region runs from base 193 to 2343 and encodes 716 amino acids. Lineage: Eukaryota; Metazoa; Chordata; Aves; Casuariiformes; Dromaiidae. The transcript is spliced from 19 exons. The record is from RefSeq and is a predicted model, not a curated record.
GUGGCCAAUGGGGAGCUGGCUCGGGGCGACGCGGGCCGCCGCUCACGGUUGCCGCGGUAACGGGGGCGCCGCGGCCGUUGGUGGCGCGGGGCCGGGCGCGGCCGAGCGCUGGGGGCGGCGCGGCGCGGCGCGGCGGCGGCGGCGGCGGCGCUGCGCUGCGCUGCGCUGCGCUGCGCUGCGCUGCUGCUCGCCAUGGAGCUGAGCCUGGCCCGCGUGGACUACUUGCAGGUGGGAGUAACAUCUCAGAAGACUAUGAAGCUUCUUCCUGCAUCAGGACGUAAAGCAACGCAGAAGGUUGUUGUUGGAGAUCAAGAUGGGGUGAUUACAUGUUUCGGCAUAAAAAAGGGGGAAGCUGUGCCAGUGUUUAAGACACUGCCAGGCCAAAAAAUUGCAAGAUUGGAGUUAGGAGGAGCUCUUAAUACACCUCAAGAGAAAAUUUUUGUGGCUACAGGAUCAGAAGUUAGAGGUUUCACAAAAAGAGGGAAGCAGUUCCUUUCAUUUGAAACUAAUCUCACUGAAAGCAUCAAAGCUAUGCAUAUUUCAGGAGCAGAUCUCUUCCUUUGUGCAAGCUAUAUCUAUAACCAUUACUGUGACUGCAAAGACCAGCACUACUACCUAUCAGGAGAUAAAAUCAAUGAUGUUCUCUGUCUUCCUGUAGAGAAAGUGAAUUGCAUUACACCUGUACUUGCAUGUCAGGAUAGAGUCCUCAGAGUUUUACAGGGAUCUGAUUUACUGUAUGAAGUAGAAGUUUCUGGACCACCUACUGUUCUUGCUCUAAACAACGGAAAUGGAAGUGAUUCUGGAGAAGAAAUUGUGUUUGGAACUUCUGAUGGUAAAGUGGGUCUGAUCCAAAUUACUGGUUCCAAUCCUGUACAUAAGUGGGAAAUUGGAAAUGAAAAAAAGAGAGGAGGUAUCUUAUGUAUUGAUAGUUUUGACAUUUUGGGAGAUGGAGUUAAGGAAUUACUCAUUGGACGAGAUGAUGGUGUCCUAGAAGUCUAUAACUUUGAGAGUGCAGAUGAUCCAGUCCUUCGAUACGAUCAUGCUUUAUCAGAGAGCAUUGCCUCAGUCCAAGGUGGCUGUGUAGGAAAAGAUGGAUAUGAUGAAAUUUUAGCCUGCACGUAUUCAGGAUGGCUGACAGGACUGACUACAGAACCUAUCCAUAGAGAAGGCGGAUCCGGUGAAGAGCUAAAGCUGAGUCAAGAGAUGCAAAGCAAGAUUUCAUCCUUAAGGAGUGAACUGGAACACUUACAGAUGAAAGUACUUCAGGAACGUGAAAAAUACCAGCAGUCUUCUCAGUCCAGUACUGCUGUUUCAUCAGUGCCUGCAUUUAGUGUGAAUGAUAAGUUUACAUUAAAUAAGGACGAUGCUAGCUACAGCCUCAUCUUGGAGGUGCAGACGGCUAUAGAUAAUGUCCUGGUGCAGAGUGAUGUCCCAAUAGACUUGCUGGAUGUGGAUAAAAAUUCUGCUGUUGUUAGUUUUAGCAGCUGUGAUUCUGAGCCAAAUAGCAACUUUCUUCUUGCAACUUACCGAUGCCAAGCAAACACUACAAGACUUGAACUUAAGGUUCGAUCAAUUGAAGGACAAUAUGGGACACUUCAAGCAUAUGUAACCCCAAGAAUUCAACCGAAAACCUGCCAAGUUCAUCAAUAUCAGAUUAAACCACUUUCACUUCAUCAGAGAACUCAUUCUAUUGACCAUGACCGACCUAUGAAUACACUGAUGCUCAAAGGCCAGUUCAGUUUUGCUGAAAUUCAUUCCUGGGUUGUGUUUUGCUUGCCUGAAGUCCCUGAGAAGACUCCAGCUGGAGAGAGUAUCACCUUUUAUUUUCAGAACACCUUUCUGGGUACACAGCUUGAAAGUACUUACAGAAAAGGUGAGGGAUUUUUUAAAUCUGACAACAUUUCUACCAUAUCCAUCUUAAAAGAUGUGCUUUCCAAAGAGGCCACUAAAAGGAAGAUUAAUCUUAAUAUAUCAUAUGACAUAAAUGAAGAAUCUGUGAGGUAUACAUUAAAGCUUAUCCACCCCAAAUUAGAGUAUCAGCAGCUGUUGGCCAAGAAGGUUCACUUAAUAGAUGCUUUGAAAGAAUUACAAGUUCAUGAAGGAAAUGUGGACUUCCUGCUACCUAAGUACCGUAGCAUUUUAGAAGAGGCAGAUCAGCUGCUUGAGGAAUACAAAAAACAACCUGCGCAUCUCGAGAGACUUUAUGGUAUGAUCACAGAUCUCUUCAUAGAUAAAUUUAAAUUUAAAGGCACCAAUGUGAAAACAAAAGUUCCUCUUCUUCUGGAAGUUCUGGAUGGCUGUGAUCAAGAUGGACUAAUUGCUUUUUUUGAGGCUGCAGCCUGAAUUGGAAGUGACAAAGAGAAGACAGAGUGAUUUCUUUUAUUUAUUUACUUUUUUAACGAAGGCAAUCAACUAUCACGUCCAAUACAUUAUUGUGGGAAAAAUGUUUUUAUUAUUCCUUUUACUCUUUCAUUUUAUUCUUAUUUAUUACCGCACAUAGUUUAUAUACACAAAUGUUCUUCAUAGCCAAGGGAAACUACUGAAUAUCCUUUUUGCAGAAGUAUAUUUUCAGUUGCGUUGGAGACUAUAAAUAGGAAUAUUCUCCAUUUGUAAGAAUGUAUGAAGAAAUUUAUUAUCAUGGACUUAGCACAUUUAGAAAAGAAAAUCAGGUGUUUAAUGUAUAGCUAUGUUGUUUGUACUGAGCACGUGGUCCAAUGCUGUCAACUGAUUUUAUGUAACUGGCGUGCACAUGAAAGGGGGGAGAGUUAUCUCUGAAUUUUAGAUUUACACGAUCACUUUAAAAGCUACCCAUGACCUCUGUUUCAGAAGGCACUGCAUUAGAUUUCCUCCGUGCUUCUUAUCUGUCUGCAUUCUUCAUUUCUUCAAGUCAACUGAAUUCUUCAGUUCUUCCAAAUGACUCUUCAGUACUCUUUGUUGAAAGCAAAGCAUCUAUAACAUCUUAUUUUUUUCUUUGAACUUAAAAGACAUUAAACAGGCUAUGGAUAUGGA